UCCACCACUCCUCGACCAGCGCCGCCGCCUCUCGGAUCCCCUUCGAGCCCUGCGCCGGCGCUUCCCCGAUACACUCCUCCUCGUCCAGCGCCACCUUCAACGAAAGGAGAAAAUCUAGGCGGCGGCGGCAGCGAGUUUCCCAGCCUGGUUGGCCUCCUACCUCAUCUCAACCCCCAAAACAGCAGAGAGUGGCGGCUGGCCUCUGUGAAAUGGUGAGGGGAUCCGGCAAAGGGAUGGAGAGAGGAUCCAGCAAGGAGAUGGAGAAGGGAUCCGGCAAGGAGAUCGACUGGGAAUCCUGGGAGAUUAAGGACCGGAUGAAGGAGAUGGUAUCCGUGGGGAGGGAGCGCAACAACGUCCUUGAUUCUCUUACACCUAGCCUUUCUGGGUGGAGGCGGAUACACAAAGGCGAAAGCAGCAAAUGGUCGUGGAUGACCGUUGGAAAGGCCGCCAAGGAAACGGAAUCUGACUUGAUGGACUCGAGCACAAUGGAGCUACCUGAGAAAGAAUUGGACAACAUCUUGCAAGGUAUGGAGCAGUUGGGCCACCGGAUGCUCUCUAUGGCAUAUCUCUUGCGCAAACCAGGUGUCCCCAGCAUCUCGCCUCACAUGGUCACCGAGUUGAUUAAUGCUACAUCCAAUUUGAGGCGAACUACUGAGGAUUUCUACCAAGAUACUGAUGCUGCUGAGAGUUGGAGUGGUGAGAGUGAGGGUGAGGGUGAUGACGAGGUUGAGGGUGAUGACAAGGGUGAGAUGCAGAAGGAGGAUGGGAUUCCUGGUGAAAUCUCCAAUCUUACUAAAUACUUGAGGUUUUCCUCUCAUUACGAGAACAAGUUGGCGCUGAUUGUGGGCGAGGACGAGGAUGAGGACAAGGACGAGGACGAGGACGAGGACGAGGCUAAGGAUAGAUCCACAUUGGAGUAUCUCAAAAAAGAGAUAGCCGAUGAACAAGAAAGUUUCGGCAAUGAAUAUGACUGCUGGGAACGUGUAUGGGGUAGCAAGAUUGGAGGGUGCGGUGGCUUGGAAGAUACAACCACAUUGAGCCCUAUGCACUUUACACACUGCACACCUGGUGUUGUCCCACACCCUGCUGCUGUUGCGGGGAACACCUUGUUGAUCUACUCCAUCAGGAUUCUAAGAAAACACUUGGAUAUGACAGUCAAACCCUUGAAAUGGCCGCUCAAAGUGUACGGUGUGGUUGCUGCUCGAGACACAGUGGACCACAACCGCAACAUUCUCUUCUCUCGAUCAAGGCUAAACUACCAAAAACUCGGUGAAGAUGAUUCCUUUUUAUGCUUGACUGGUCCGUCUCGUGCAAUUUUUGGUGUCGGACCCGUUGACUUUGAAGUUGACCUGAAAAUAAAUGAGGGAGCUGAAGAAGAUACAACAUUGAUCAGUUCUUGCUACCACCACCGCCCAAGAAGAUUACUCAAAGGUAGUAGUUACUCUGAAAUCAUCCGUGGAUGCUGGUGUGAUGUAGAAUUAAUCUAUGAGGAGCUUGAUACACCACUCCAGGCCACCAUUGUGGGUGUUCACGUUGUUGAAGGGGGGUGGCCUUUCAAAUAUGGAUGCAGAGUUGCUUGCUCCUGGUCUGCUGCAACAGGGACUAUUGGUGCUACCCGUAGGGAAGUUGUUUUGCUUGAUUAUCGUGGUGAAAAUAUGCCUGUAGGAUCAGAUGAUUAUCUUCAUUUGCCGAGAAACGUUGUUCCCGUGGAGUUACAAGGAACACUGAGGCUUGUCAUACAGGCUUACCCAGAACCUGAUUUUCGACCCGUAAAGGGUCAUGUAGACUUCUGUAUCCAACAUUGCCAAACAAGCAGCCUACAAUGUGAAGUUGGUAACUCUACAGUGGAGAUUACUGUUGCUUGGUCCCUCCUUGUAAAAGAGAAGCUGGAGCUGUUACUGGAGGGCUAUGCUGCUGGGCGUGAUUGAAGGAAUUAUAUGUAUUUACCAGCAGUCAAACGAUCGAACGAUCAGGAGCAAAAGUCAAAGGAGAUCGGACGGCCACGAACAGUACGCACGGGAGGAGCUCUCAAUGAAGGGGGUAGUCUCCUAUCCUUUAUAUAGUUUAAAUAACUUGUUUGUUUGUCAAACCUAAGUCUUUCUCGCACUUGAGUGUUGGAGUUGGGUUGAUAUUCUAUCUGUUUUUCUUUCUUUCUUCUGUCAGAUUUCAUUUAGCUUCGUUUGGCAAGAAUGUUGUA
Molecule: messenger RNA, 2197 nt
Organism: Triticum dicoccoides
Lineage: Eukaryota; Viridiplantae; Streptophyta; Magnoliopsida; Poales; Poaceae
Exons: 4
Coding region: 210-1928 (572 amino acids)
Source: RefSeq, a predicted model, not a curated record